AGUAUGAUGAUAAAUGUAGUUGAAUGAUCUCUCGUAACACAAAACAAGGCAUAAUGGAAGCUUAACAAAGAUCACAGUCUUAGAAAGAGGGAAAGGGUGGUAAAAUCGAAGGAAGAAGAAAAAGAAGAUAAAGAUGGAGAAUUAUUCAUACCAAUCAUACCCUGAUUCCGGCGACUCCUCUCCACGCUCCAGAGAGAUCGACUUUGACAACCCUCCUCCUCCAUGGGACGAACAACAACAACAACAGCAGAAUUACAAGGUAAAGUUCAUGUGCAGCUACGGCGGCAAGAUCCACCCACGCUCCCACGACAACCAACUGUCAUACGUCGGCGGCGAGACCAAGAUCCUCGCCGUGGACCGCUCCAUAAAGUUUGGAGCCCUGCUGGCCAAGCUCUCGGCCCUCUGCGAGGUGGCGCCACAAGAAAGCAACGGCAGCAGCCUCACCUUCAAGUACCAGCUCCCUGGCGAAGACCUCGACGCUCUUAUCUCUGUCACCAACGACGACGACCUCGACCACAUGAUGCACGAGUACGAUCGCCUCUACCGCGCUUCCGCUAGACCCGCCCGCAUGCGAUUAUUCCUCUUUCUCGCCGAUAAUCUUCCUUCUCCGCUUCCUGCUUCCGCACCGCUCCAACCUGUGAUUAAACCAAAUAACGUUGAUUUCCUCUUCGGUCUCGAGAAGGGCGCCGGUGUCGCCGUCGCGGCUCAGCCGGCUCAGAUGCCGCCUGCGGCGGUCAAAUUUCAUGAUCCGGUGCCGGAGCCCGUCGCGCCACCACCGGAGUACCAGUCUCGGCUGAAUUUAAACCCUGUGGACAGGGUUUCGGCCUCGGAUCCGAGUGCGAUUCAGCGCCAGUUGCAGCAGUUGCAAAUUGCGGAGAGCGAGCAAGGCGCGUACCGGAGGAAGAGCGAGGAUAAUUACCCUGCCGGUGAUUAUUACGUUCAGAAGCUGCCAGAGAAGUUCCCUCCGGCGAAUUUACAGCAGAACGCCCAGGGAUAUUGGUCGGAAAAGCAUGUUUCAGGCGAAGCAUAUCCACCGGCGGUGUCCGCUGCAUCCGGUGGAGGAGAUGCGCCGGUUUACAUGAUACCGGCGCCGGGGGCGUUCUAUCAUGCGCCGGUGGUGCGGCCUCCAGCCACCCAGGGGUACUACGCGGUGCAGCGAAUGGCUUCAGAUGGUUACCGUGAAGCGGCAGUGUACGGCGGUGUCACGCAGGCAAAAACGGCGGCUCAAGCAAGCUUGGCGCCAGGGCAGCAACCGGUUAAGACUCCCGCGUAUACGGAAGGAUUCGGUAUGAUGCGGCCCAGUGGGAUAGUGGAUAAUACGGGUGCGCCGUACGCACAGGUAGCGUACGAUAGUGCAGGUGGGAGACAGGUUUAUUAUACUGCACCGGGUGGCGUAGUGCACGCUCCUCCGUACCAAGGCGUUUUUCCACCGGUCACCUCUGAUCUGAGGCAAACUGCGGUGACCAUGGGUCAAGAUGUUAAAGUGUUGAACAAAGUUACUCAAGGUUCAGUGUGAUUAUUGAAAAAUAACGGUUCAGUGUGAUUAAUUACGGAUUAAGACUGUGCUUAUUGCUGAAUAUGCUUCUCUUUUUAUUUCUUUACUAUCUUUUGUUUGAAAUCCUAUUUAUGUAAUAGGAAUAAUAUUAUUAAGUUUUAUUUUUCGCCUUCUAUUUUUGUACACUAAGUAAUGUUAUAUAUUAUAAUGCUAUGUAAAAUUAAUCUGUCUUGAUUU
Messenger RNA from Vigna umbellata (rice bean), 1732 nucleotides. Its product is annotated as Octicosapeptide/Phox/Bem1p family protein. The record is from RefSeq and is a predicted model, not a curated record. NCBI's taxonomy places the organism in Eukaryota, Viridiplantae, Streptophyta, Magnoliopsida, Fabales, Fabaceae. Gene Ontology annotation, molecular function: protein binding.